AUGGAGCAAGCCGAACGAUCUCCAUCUUCGCCGAGUGCCGCCGAAGCUAAGGCCAUAGCAAUGCUACGAUCGAAGCAACGACUGAAAGCGUUGAAUGAGAGCCCACCGCCGAAGACAGAAGAUGUACAUUCGUCUCAAUAUGAUCCGAGACGGAUCACCGGGCAUGAUAGCUUGUCUCCCACGUCUCAGCCUAGAGACAAAGCAAGCACGAGCCCGAAGAGUAACGCGAUCCUUCCCCAAGCCACUUCCUCAGCGACUGUCAAGGCACCAACCACGACUAGAAAGCCGUCGCAGAAAGCUGAGUCAGACAGAGGCAUACAGCGUGUGCUCGAAGUUGCUGCUGCCAACGAGGCAGCUGUGAAACGACUAGUCGGCAUGAUGGACGACUUUGACCGCCGCCUUCGGGUGCUUGAACGGCAAAGUCCACAAACCGAGAGCCAGGUCUACGAGAGCAUCCUGAAUGGAAGAUAUCGACUACCGGGGAAUUGUUGA
Molecule: messenger RNA, 492 nt
Organism: Fulvia fulva
Lineage: Eukaryota; Fungi; Ascomycota; Dothideomycetes; Mycosphaerellales; Mycosphaerellaceae
Exons: 2
Coding region: 1-492 (163 amino acids)
Source: RefSeq, a predicted model, not a curated record